This is a messenger RNA of Arvicola amphibius (Eurasian water vole), 3303 nucleotides long. RefSeq names its product Myb/SANT DNA binding domain containing 1 (gene Msantd1). Gene Ontology annotation, biological process: positive regulation of DNA-templated transcription. Gene Ontology annotation, cellular component: nuclear body. The record is from RefSeq and is a predicted model, not a curated record. Lineage: Eukaryota; Metazoa; Chordata; Mammalia; Rodentia; Cricetidae. Bases 2208 to 3005 code for a protein of 265 amino acids. The transcript has 4 exons.
GUACCUGGAGUUGAGGCCAGACCUAGAGUUAUUCACAGUAGGGUUCUAUUGAAGUGAUCUCCCUGCCUUGGAGAUAAUGGUGUACCAAAUUCUGGUGUUAAUUGGCAUUUUAAGCCAUCGUGCAAGGUCCUACAUAUUGUUGCAGCUUCCCUAUGUUGCUCCAAGGUACCAGAGGGGUGGUGAGCCUCUGUCCUCACAUAGGACACAAAGUUUGGCUUUGGAGUCUUUGCAUAGUCUCCAACCCUUCCUUACAGGUCAUGCUCCUGUUCCAGGUGGAACCCCUCUGCUCCCCAACACAACUGGUCUUCCCACCUUCGUUCUAGCCUGACUGCUGUGUCUACAAUGCCUGCCCUGUCCUUUAUGGCUUGCAAAUCCUUUAACCUUGUCGAAAACAUUGUCCAUCUUACUAGGUCCCUUCCUUUGUAUCUGGGCUGAGCCUGAAGCACAGACAUUUUAUUCACUAACCUACAGGAAAAAGGACUGUUUGAUAAACACGUUGUGAAAGCCCAUCAAGUUCCAGUUGAGAGACAGGAGUUGUCUACCUUAUUUCUCAGCCCACCAGACACACUGAAGUCUGCCUGGAUCACUCUUGAAGCCCUCUAGAUUCUGCCAGUGCAUGCCAUUGGCCCUUCUAGGUCACAGGGUCUGUUUUCUGUACAAAGCAAUGAACCCUUGUCAGGAAGGGCCUGGUAGGUACCUGACCAGAUUUAGAUCCCUGCUCAUUAACUCAAGCGUUUGAUGGUAUGGGUGUUACUUCAACUCCCUAAUCUGUCUCAGCAGUCCUCUCUGGGACUAUGGUAAUCUUGCCCUUAAGGUCUUCAGCACCACUUGGGUUUUGGUGACUUCAGGGAAAUGAAACGCCCCUCCCAGUGGAUAGCCAGGCAGGGGAGUUUUAUUCAGAAAGGAUGAGGUAAGCCUCCCUGGGUUGUCCGUAGCAUGUGUUAUUUCUUCUAGCUACCAGAGCAGAGCAUCCUUCCUCACUAGAGCAAGUCUUGUGCUCCCCCCUUGCCUGGGGAAUGUAGGAGCACAAGACCUGAGCUGCUCCCUGCCUUACAUUGUGGUUGGUGUUUUCAACUUUUCCAAAAAGCAUUCUGAAGGAAUUUCUUGAAGAAGGAGCCUAAUAUUGUGUUGAUGAGAGAAGCCAGGGUGAGUAUAUGGCCAUGGAGUAGACAGGUUUUGUGGAGGUACACCUGGCCUUCUAGAGUGUAGGCCUUCAUGUGAGGUGAUAUACUUCAGCCAAGUCUGGAAGACCCACUUGGGUAGCCCAGGGAAGGCUUAUGUGCAGAGGUGGGCCCAGCACUGGAGAAUCACAGACCUUCCUGGAAUCCACACACAUCCUUGGCCCUGAAGCCUGAGGCUUCUCUCCCUAAGUGUCUGUCUCCAUGUUGUGGUCUUGGAGGGAAUGUCCACUUCAAGCUGGGGGUGAGGGUGAGAAUCUGGGGGAUGACUGAAGAGGGGAGGGCUGUCCACAAAGGCAGUGAGUCAAAGGUUAAGAGUCUGGGCUCCUCAAUGAUAUGUGAUGGCAAUGUCCAGCAUUGCAGCCCAGGCACCUAGCUAGGCUUUUAUCCCAGGAAUUGCUGGAACAGGCCAGUUCUAAGUAAGGUAGGUCAUAACUCCUCUCAUUACCCACCUCUGAGAUAGGCUACACCUCACUCACCUCCCAGAGCAGUCCAAGCUCCUUAGUGCACCAAGCCUCCCUAGACUGGGUCCUACUACCUCUUGGUUAAGGCUGCACUUGGCCACUGCCACAUACAUGUGCACACAUUUUGCAUUAUUCCGGGCCUUUGUCAAGUCUUCAACCCCUAAAUUCUUCCCUCUAAUACAGACUCAGUUCACAACCCCUUGUUUUUAAAAGUUACCUGGCAUCCCACCAUAGCGCCUACCUCUGCUCUGGCCUCUAUUCAUAUACGCUGAGCUUGGCUGCCAUCACCCUAGUUGAACCUGGUUUCCUAUGACCUGAACUGUUUUCAUAAAUACAAGUUUCAGGAUAGCCCCAGUCUCAUUAUUUAGAGGGGAAACAGACCCAGAGAGCCUACGUAGGUCUCACCAGCUCACAGCAGGCCAGUCUUGGCCCGAUUUCUUCUGCCUGGCCUCUAAGGGACACUUGCUAAAGCUGACCUGCCCCCUUUCCCUUCAGGUGCUACUGAGGGCCUAGUUCUCAGCCUUCUGCCUUCUCAUCCUGUGACAACUGAGGGUCCUAGCAGGCCAUGCAGCUAUGCCAAGGUGCCUCCAGCAUGGCAGCAGCCGAAGUACCCGGCUACCUUGUGUCUCCUCAGACGGAGAAGCACCGGCGGGCCCGCAACUGGACAGAUGCAGAGAUGCGUGGCCUCAUGCUGGUCUGGGAGGAGUUCUUCGAUGAGCUCAAGCAGACCAAGCGCAAUGCCAAGGUGUACGAGAAGAUGGCCAGCAAGCUCUUCGAGAUGACCGGGGAGCGCCGACUAGGCGAGGAGAUCAAGAUCAAAAUCACCAACAUGACCUUCCAGUACAGGAAAUUAAAAUGCAUGACAGAUAGCGAGUCCGUCCCGCCGGACUGGCCCUAUUACCUAGCCAUUGAUAGGAUUCUGGCCAAGGUCCCUGAGUCCUGUGAGGGCAAACUGCCGGAUGGCCAGCAGCCGGGGCCCUCCACGUCCCAGACCGAGGCGUCCCUGUCACCGUCUGCUAAGUCCACCCCUCUGUACUUACCGUAUACCCAGUGCUCCUAUGAAGGCCGCUUCGAGGACGAUCGCUCCGACAGCUCCUCCAGCUUACUGUCCCUUAAGUUCAGGUCAGAGGAACGUCCUGUGAAGAAGCGCAAGGUCCGGAGCUGUCACCUACAGAAAAAGAAGCUGCGGCUGCUGGAGGCCAUGCUAGAGGAACAGCGCCGGCUGAGCCGUGCCAUGGAGGAGACAUGCCGAGAGGUGCGCCGUGUGCUGGACCAGCAGAACAUCCUGCAGGUUCAGAGUCUGCAGCUUCAGGAGCGCAUGAUGAGCUUGCUGGAGAAGAUCAUCGCCAAGUCCAACGUCUAGGCCAUGGAGAGGAUGCCAGGUGCCACACAGUCCUGUCUGGAGGCCCACCCAGGCUCAGGGCCCUGCCCACCCGGCAGGAUUCCGGAAAGGGGACAGGCUUCAAUCUGGCCUCUGUGCUUCUCUGAAGGGCUUUCUAGGACCCCAGUGGCCCUAUGAGACCUUGGAGUCCCAGCUCCAGCAUUAAUGCCAGGGACCCCAGGGCAGCUGCUAGCAAGAAGAUCCCAGAAUCCACUCUCCAGUAUAAUCACUACCAUAAUACUUGAAACGGCUUUUGAUAUUAAACAUACUUUCCAUUGUU